AUGGCAAAAUUUAUAAAUGUUAAACCUAGCGAAUAUCAUCCACAGUCACAAACGACAGUAAUAACAUAUUCAUCACCCUCAGAUUCUCAUCAGAUUAGCACAUCUCAUGAUGCCAAACCUAGAAAACCAAUAACAAGCAUUGCACCUCCUGUCUAUGCAAUGGCAACAUACGAUUCGAAUUCAUUCAAAUCACUGAAAGAACAACCAAUUGAUUUAGCUACAUUUAAUCGUUUAAAAUUCGUUUGGUUAGAUCCUUUGCUGGUAGAAACACGUGACAUUUAUGACGAAAUUAGUGGUACGUUUCAGUGGGAGAUAUGUGAAAGUCAAUAUCAAUGUGUUAAUUAUAUUUGUAAUGAGUGUGCUAAUAAACGAGUAUUUUUUAUUACUUGCGGUUCACUUGGAACAAAAGUUGUACCUCUGGUUCAUGAUUUACCACAACUUUAUUGUAUUUAUGUCUAUUGUGCAGAUGUUAUAUAUAAUCAAAUAUGGGAGAACAAAUUUUCCAAAAUACGUGUUGUUUGUAACAACAAUGACAAAUAUUUAUUACCUCAAUUUGCUGUUGAUGUGGCACAGGCCAAUAUUGAUUGGGGAAAUGCACUUUUGAACGCUGGUAAAUGUAACGAAGCUAAAAGAAAAUAUGAACAAGCGUUGAACAAUUUAACUCGAUAUGUUAAUCAUCCUGAUCCAGCUAUGGUGAACCAAGUAAAACAAAACUUAGAUGAAUGCAAACAUAUUGCAUCAUUUAUGAACUAUCUUCAUGUUAGAGAGUAAAAGAAUUCAUAUAAUGUUUCUUUUUUCUCUUAUUCAAUAUGAAAUGUACAAAACAAAGGAACUAUUUUUUUUGUUCAUUUAUUUUAUUCAAAACUAUCGAUCAUUGAUGCAAACAUAAUAUAUUUUUCGUCUGAAAUUUCGAAGGGUGUUGGUGUGAUUAUAGGCAAAGAGGUAAUCAACACUUCCAUCCUUAAAACUUGAUUUCUUGAACAUAAUCUCACAUAGAAAAGACUGAAAACAUCGAUAUAUGUUACUUUUUCACUAGACAACCAUGACUUUAAUUUUAACGUUUUUUCGUCUUUUGUAAAUUUGACAUAAUUAUUGAACAACAUACUAAUAUAUCUAGUUAGGAAAGUCAGAUAUUGAUUUGCAGAGAUAUUAUUUCUUGUUGUAAGCUUGAAGUAUUGGUAAUAUGUGUUAUAAUAUGGACUGAUAAUUCAUUUACACAACAGACAAAUGUCCUGUCCUCUAACAUGAAAUGUAAUACAUAUAGACUUUGAUUGUUAUCUACUUAUAGGUAUGUGUAGUUACUUACUAAAACAAUAAACAGACUCUCUUAUGAAGCUCUCAUGUGUUUUAUGUUUAUUACUUGCACAUUCAUAUUAUUUUAUUAUUAUUAGAUUAUAAUAGAGAUUUUUUUAAUUUAAUUCAUAAGCAAGUACUAUUUGAUCAUGAUUUAUCUAUGAAAAACCCAUGACAAUGUACACGUUGACAUCAACGAUGGAAACAUUUAUGAGUUGAAACAUCUAAAAGAUA
Messenger RNA from Rotaria sp. Silwood1, 1527 nucleotides. NCBI's taxonomy places the organism in Eukaryota, Metazoa, Rotifera, Eurotatoria, Philodinida, Philodinidae. The record is from the annotation of a GenBank genome assembly.